AUGAGAGCUAGUCCUUCAAUCAUUCGUUUCAUAUCCAUUUUUUCAGCAUUGCUUAUUCCCACAUUUGCUGAAAAGAAGUCUUAUGUAGUGUACCUGGGAUCUCAUUCACGUGAUCCAGAAAUAGAAGUCUCAGCUGUUGAAUAUGAGAGAGUAAGAAAUUCCCAUUUUACGCUCCUCGGAUCAUUCUUAGGGAGUGAGGAAAAGGCCCAAGAAUCGAUUUUCUACUCUUAUACAAGACAUAUCAACGGCUUUGCUGCAGUACUUGAUGAGGCAGAAGUUGAUCAGAUAUCUAAACAUCCGGAUGUCAUAUCUGUGUUCUUGAACCGACCAAAGAAAUUACACACGACCAGGUCAUGGGAGUUUAUGGGGCUAGAGCACGAUGGCCAAAUCCAGCCAUCAUGGACCGAGGCAAGAUUUGGUGAAGACGCCAUUAUUGCCAACCUUGACACUGGUGUCUGGCCAGAAUCGAAAAGCUUCAGCGAUGAAGGGUUUGGGCCAAUUCCACCCAGGUGGAAAGGAACUUGUCAAAAUGGUCAAGACCCAACCUUCAAAUGCAACAGGAAACUCAUUGGAGCAAGAUUCUUCAACAAAGGAUAUUUUGCUGCUGUUGGAGGUACCGUAAGUUCAAGUAUUUUUGACUCACCGAGGGACACUGAAGGCCAUGGAUCCCAUACAUUAUCAACAGCCGGUGGUAAUUUUGUACCUGGAGCAAGUUUAUUUGGAUUAGGAAAUGGAACAGCAAAAGGUGGAUCACCAAAAGCACGAGUCGUAGCUUACAAGGUUUGCGGGCCAAUGACAUUCGAGGGCUCAUGCUACGACGCAGAUAUUUUGGCGGGCUUUGAUAUGGCUAUCUCCGAUGGUGUUGAUGUGAUUUCAGUAUCACUUGGAGGACGACCUCAACCCUAUGAAGAAGAUAGUAUUGCAAUUGGCUCAUUUCAUGCUGUUAAGCAUGGCAUUGUAGUGGUCUGCUCAGCGGGUAACGCGGGACCUGAUCUUGCUACUGUUUCCAAUGUUGCACCCUGGCUGAUAACAGUUGGGGCAAGCACCAUGGAUCGAAAGCUUGCUACUUUUCUAAAUCUCGGCAACAACAUAAGCCUCGUUGGAACGAGCUAUUCAGAUAAAAGAUUGCCAAACAACACCUUCUUUCCCAUUGUUACUGCUGCAUCUGUUAAAGCUACUAAUGCAUCAGAUUCUAAUGCCACCUUUUGUAUGGCAGGAUGCCUGGAUCCCAUUAAAGCAAAGGGCAAGAUCGUGGUCUGCCUGAGGGGGGAAAAUGGUAUAGUGGAGAAGGGAAUAAAUGCUGCUUCGGCUGGUGCUGUAGGAAUGGUUCUUGCCAAUGAUGUAUCUGAUGGAAACGAGAUAUCUAGUGAUGCUCAUGUGCUUCCUGCUGUACAAAUUCGUUACACUGACGGAGCUGCUGUUUUUGCGUAUAUCAAUUCUACAGUGAAUCCUACGGCUUAUAUUUCACCUCCAUCGACUCUACUGGGCAUAAAGCCAGCUCCAGUCAUGGCACCAUUUUCAUCAAGGGGACCUAACACUGUGACACCAGAGAUUUUCAAGCCCGAUAUCACUGCGCCAGGAGUCGAUGUGAUAGCUGCUUACUCUGAAGCACAGGGGCCAACAGGUGAAAGUUUUGAUAAACGCCGAACCCCCUACUUCGUUGAGUCAGGCACUUCAAUGUCCUGCCCUCAUGUUUCUGGCAUUGCCGGCCUUCUCAAGACCCUCCAUCCCGACUGGAGCCCUGCAGCAAUCAGAUCUGCAAUCAUGACCAGUGCAAGAACUAGGGAUAAUGCUGUAGAGCGAAUUACAGAUGAUGGUCAUAUAAAAGCAACACCAUUUGCCUACGGAGCAGGACAUGUUCAUCCAUCCCAGGCUAUGGAUCCUGGACUGAUUUAUGAUCUAACAAACCAAGAUUACCUGACCUUUUUAUGUUCACUAGGCUAUAAUGAAACCAACAUUUUGUUGUUUACAGAUGAAACUUUUACGUGCCCCAAGCCAAUUAGUCUCGUCAACUUGAAUUACCCCUCAAUAGCAGUUCCAAAACUGAAGGGUUCAAUCACAGUGACUAGAACUGUAAAAAAUGUUGGCUCCUCCCCUGCUACCUACACUGCCCGCGUUGUCAACCCUCCAGGGUUAUCUGUGGAUGUACAACCAAAAACACUUGCUUUUGCAACGAUUGGUGAUCAGAAAAGCUUCAAUGUCACAAUUACAGCUACAAAAGCUGGUGCAAAUAGAGAUUAUGUGUUUGGAAUGUUGACAUGGUCAGAUGGGAAGCACUAUGUGAGAAGUCAAAUUGCUGUUAAGGCAUCAGACUAACCAGAUGGGAAGCACUAUGAUCAAAUUGCUGUUCUCCAUGAUUGACUUGUAAUAUCUUGAUAUAAAAAUUGUCUGUAAAUUGUAAGAUGUGAAGAAAUUGCAGUUCCCAGUUAAGUUGCGUUUUCUUACUAGUAUCCUCACUUACAGUUCAAAUCAGGAAAAACUUGUCGAUUUCUCUCCACAAUGAAACGAAGAUCACUAAUA
This is a messenger RNA of Coffea eugenioides, 2520 nucleotides long. Its product is annotated as subtilisin-like protease SBT5.3. The transcript has 11 exons. Gene Ontology annotation, molecular function: serine-type endopeptidase activity. The record is from RefSeq and is a predicted model, not a curated record. NCBI's taxonomy places the organism in Eukaryota, Viridiplantae, Streptophyta, Magnoliopsida, Gentianales, Rubiaceae. Gene Ontology annotation, biological process: proteolysis. Bases 1 to 2316 code for a protein of 771 amino acids.